This is a messenger RNA of Gloeophyllum trabeum ATCC 11539, 1421 nucleotides long. Its product is annotated as protein serine/threonine phosphatase 2C. The record is from RefSeq and is a predicted model, not a curated record. Gene Ontology annotation, biological process: protein dephosphorylation. Lineage: Eukaryota; Fungi; Basidiomycota; Agaricomycetes; Gloeophyllales; Gloeophyllaceae. Gene Ontology annotation, molecular function: protein serine/threonine phosphatase activity. Bases 1 to 1308 code for a protein of 435 amino acids. The transcript has 5 exons.
AUGGCCUUGAUCAUCUCCACAGCGGAGAAGAAGCUGCAGACGUCGAUAAAGGAGAGGGAGAAGGAGUCGGACAAUCUCGCUUAUCACUAUGAUAUCCCUGGCUCGCGGUGUGGGCCUGAAGAUGGCCCGUGGCCGCGCAAGUAUGAGCGGUUGACGGAGGCGCAGAUUGACAAGGAGCUGGCGCUGCUCGCGAAGCCUCAGACGCGGUCGUUCGACGAGGAACGUGGAUGGAAAGUGGACAGCCUGAAUUUCCAGCCUUGUCCCUCGUACAGCACUCAGGACAGGUAUGUCGUGCAGGAGCUGGACAUAUGCGGACAGAAAUGGACCUUGACCGGCGUAUUCGAUGGACACCUUGGCGUUGCUACCGUCGAGCAUACCCGUCAUCACCUGCCUAUCAUCAUCCGCGACUUCCUCAGAGACGCUGCCAAGUCCAAAGGCCCAAGCUCCUUAACUCCUGAGGCCGUAUCAGAGAUCCUCUCGCGGUCCAUUCGCUCAUUCGACGACGCAAUCGCGGGGGACGUCCUGGACCUGUUCCCCGGCGGCCUGGAGUCGUUAUCAGACAUCCCCGACGCCGAGAUACGCAAGAUUAUCAACGACCAUUACCACGGCGCGUCGAAUUACAACAAGGCGCGGUUGUGUAUGUACGGGACUACCGCGCUCGUGGCGUUGGUCGACCCCGCUCACGAGAACCUCUGGGUUGCAAACCUGGGCGACUGUCAGGCAGGGACUUGGGAAACGGAACUGUUGACGGAGGUCCACAACGGGGAUAACGAGAAGGAAGUCGCGCGCGUCCGCCGCGAACACCCCGGCGAGCCCGAGUGCGUCGUCGACGGCAGAGUACUCGGCGCGAUAGCGCCGUUCAGAUGUAUCGGCGACACGCCGUUCAAGCAGCCGCCCGAGUUCACGCGGCGCAUCCUGUACAACCUCGCGCCGGGCUUCCACGACACUUCGCCCUGGGAGGAGUUCCUCGUGCGCAAUCGCACGCCGCCGUACAUCUCGUCGGAAGCCGAUGUCGUCCACCGCAAGCUCAAGCUAGGAUCUCCGUCACGUUCCUCUCGUGACCACGUAUACUUGGUCCUGUGCUCGGAUGGACUGACAGACCUCUGCGAUGGCCAUGUGGCGGAGCAUGUCGCGGAUGUCUGGAGACGGGAGUUCACGAGUGGAGGACCAGGUAAUGAUAAUUUGGCACUGCGGCUGCUGAGGGCUGCCAUCGGUGAUAACGAUACGCGGAAGGUCUCGAAGGUGCUCACGCUUGAUAUGGACUCCCCUUGGAUUGACGAUACUUCAAUCAUUGUGCAGUCGCUGUGAAUAUUGGACCCUGCUUUCUUGUUGCUAUUGAAGUUGGUAUGCUAGCUUACUGUCCGUUCAUAAUUAUCUGUACUGCAGGGCUAUGCUAUGGGUGUCAGUGUCAAGUGUACCAG